This is a messenger RNA of Hydractinia symbiolongicarpus, 1600 nucleotides long. RefSeq names its product CCR4-NOT transcription complex subunit 9-like. The coding region runs from base 32 to 964 and encodes 310 amino acids. Lineage: Eukaryota; Metazoa; Cnidaria; Hydrozoa; Anthoathecata; Hydractiniidae. The transcript is spliced from 10 exons. The record is from RefSeq and is a predicted model, not a curated record. Gene Ontology annotation, cellular component: CCR4-NOT core complex; CCR4-NOT complex; P-body. Gene Ontology annotation, biological process: negative regulation of translation; mRNA catabolic process.
AGAAAUAAUAAUAACAAAAAAAACAGUAACAAUGCAAUCAUUGGGACAGCAGCGAUUUGGUGUCAACACAGCGCAACAUAUGCCUCAGCCUGCUCAACUAUCAUCAAAUGACAGAGAAAGAGUGUAUCAAUGGAUUUUGGAACUAGCAAGUCCAGAAACGAGAGAACAUGCAUUAUUAGAAUUAAGCAAAAAAAGAGAAGUGGUUUCUGAUUUAGCUCCAAUGCUGUGGCAUUCAUUUGGUACAAUUGCAGCAUUGUUGCAAGAGAUUGUUAACAUAUAUCCAAUGGUUAAUCCACCAAACUUAACAGCACAUCAAUCAAACAGAGUGUGCAACGCGCUUGCUUUGCUUCAGUGUGUUGCUUCUCAUCAAGAGACACGGUCACCGUUUUUGCAAGCACAAAUCCCUUUGUUUUUGUACCCAUUUCUUCACACAACCAGCAAAACAAGACCUUUUGAAUAUUUGAGACUGACUAGCCUUGGGGUUGUUGGUGCUCUAGUAAAGACCGAUGAUCAAGAGGUUAUCACCUUUUUAUUGUCAACGGAAAUUAUCCCUCUGUGCCUACGAAUCAUGGAGUCAGGAAGUGAACUUUCGAAAACCGUUGCCACGUUUAUAUUACAGAAGAUUCUACUGGAUGAUACUGGCUUGUCUUAUAUUUGUCAAACUUAUGAAAGAUUCUCUCAUGUAGCUAUGAUAUUGGGAAAAAUGGUACUCGCACUUUCAAAAGAACCUUCGCCUCGAUUACUCAAACAUGUUGUUCGAUGUUACCUACGUUUGUCCGAUAACCCAAGGGCUCGUGAAGCGCUACGACAAUGUCUUCCGGAAUAUUUAAAGGACAACACGUUCGCCAAUUGCUUAAAAGAUGAUACCUCCACGAAACGCUGGCUAGCACAGCUUAUGAAAAAUUUACAGGAUGUACCAACACCGUCUAUGGCUGAUCCUAGAGGUAUCCCGUUGCCUCCGUAAUUGUGGCGAAUAAUGAGAACCGAUAAAAUCUAAAGUAGUAAAGAUGACAGAGUCCAGUUCCUGAUGAAUUAUCGAGAAAAUUUUGUCUUUUUUAACCAGACGUUUAAAAUAUUUUAUGAAUGAAUUAGUUGAAAUAAAUUUAUUAACGUUUUUAUAGAACAAGUUUUUAGUGUUAAUUUUAACGGUAGUGCUCAGGGUUGCGGUCUGAUAACGUGAACUUUUAUACCCUCCAUACACUAGCUUUAAUACCAAAUUUGUAUCCACAGUACCAUGUUUUACGUUGUUUAAGCAAAAGUUGUGUUUAUACAUUCUCUUUGUCAGACUCAAAGGAGUCCCUUCGAUAUGCUUUUCUUGAGUAUUUAAUCUUAUUGCAUUUUGUCUUCAAGAAAAUAACAACAUUGAUGCAAUUUAAAAGUUAGUAUCCCUUCGUGAUUUUAAACUUGGAUUUGUCAGGUCAACAAAGCUGUCUAAACAGUUGCAAACCUUGUAUUUUAUGUUAUUUUAACAAAUGAGACAAUUUUCUCGUUGCGUUAUUUAUGACAAUAUUGUGUUUUUAUAUCGUUUGAAGACAACCUUGUUUGUUUUUACAAUAUGUAAACAUCUUACUUUCUUCAUAAAUUCCGUAUUCGUACUAAA